AUGACUCUCUGCAGGCUGUUGCUCUUCACUGCUACCGCUGGGAGCGGGGCGGCGCUGGCACCGUAUACGAGGCGUUUCCACCCGGGCUGCACGCGUGAGAGCCCAGCGAAACCGCCGCGGCGCCGCAGAGUCAGUCCAGCUCCGCCGCGGCGCCGCAGCGUGACCCUCCGCGUGCUCGACGACGAGGCGAUCGGGCUUGACCUCGAGGCCCUCGGCGACCUCGGAGCGCUCGACGACGCUGCCAGUCUGGACCUGGACGCCCUCGUCGCCGGCGCGGGCCUGACCGUCGCGAGCACCGCGGCGCUCGCCGACGCGGGCGGCGCGGUGCCGGCGCUCGCCGCGGACCUCUCCGGAGGGGGCGCCGCGGCGCUCGGCGCAGCGGAGCUGCUCGCGUUUGAACGGGACGGCCACAUCUGCACGCGCGGGCUCUUCUCGUCCGACGAAGUCGAGGCGAUGUACAAAUCAAUGGAGGCCGUGAGCCGCGUCGAGUCUAAAUCAGCGGAGCGCCACGCCGUCGCGAUGAACGACGCCAUGGGCGGCGAGCGCGCGCCGUUCCUGCAGACCUUCAACCCCCACCGGCGCCACCGGCCGGCGUUAAAAGUGGCGACGUGCGCGCGGCUCGCGGCGACGGCGCGGGCGCUGCUCGGCGUCGAAGAGGUGCAGCUCUACCAGUCGUGCCUCUUCAAGAAGCGCGCCGGCGACGAGGCGACGAACUGGCACAGCGACCUGCACACGAGUCCCUUGGACACGAACGACUUCGUGACGUGCUGGUUCCCGCUGCACGAUUUGGAGGCGGACAGCACGGGGCUCUGCUACGCGACGGGCUCGCACCGCGACCUGGCGCUGCCCAUGUGGUACGGGCAAGGGUUUGAUGCUGAUGGAAGGUACGAGCUGGAAGACCACGGCGCGUAUCAAGCAGGGGAUGUCUCGUGGCAUCAUGGCUGGUUGCUCCACAGCGCCGCCGAUAAUCGGUCGCCGCGCGACCGGCUCGCCGUCGCCGUGUCCUUCUUUGGAAGUGGUGCGCGGGUGAUCGAGGAAGACGGUCUCGCGUGCGUCAACGACGAGGACCACCCGUCCUACGACGACUGGCUGCCGGACUUGGCGCCCGGGGACUUGGCGGCGCACGAGUUGCUGCCGGUGGUAAGGUAG
This is a messenger RNA of Pelagomonas calceolata, 1149 nucleotides long. The record is from the annotation of a GenBank genome assembly. Lineage: Eukaryota; Pelagophyceae; Pelagomonadales; Pelagomonadaceae.